AUGGAGUUGGAUUGGGAUAUGGAGAACACGGAGUUUAAGAAUGUUCACAAAGCACUGGUGAAUGCUCUAAUCGAAAGGUGGCACCCAGACACACAUACGUUUCACCUUCCGAUUGGUGAAUGUGCUGUGACGCUUGAAGAUGUGGCUAUAAUUCUUGGUCUUCCGACGGACAGUCUUCCCGUCACAGGGAUGACAAUGAGUAUUUUUGAAGUCUUGGAGGCGGAGUGUUUACACCAAUUUGGAGUUGCACCGCAUAAGUCGAACUGUAGAGGAAGCUGCAUAAAACUGACGUGGCUACGGGAUCUAAAAGAAAAUUUACAGUUGAAUGAUGAAAACAGUAUACAGAGGUACGUGAAGUGCCACAUUAUGUUGUUGAUCGAGACAAUUGUUUGGGGAUAA
Messenger RNA from Arachis ipaensis, 399 nucleotides. Lineage: Eukaryota; Viridiplantae; Streptophyta; Magnoliopsida; Fabales; Fabaceae. The record is from RefSeq and is a predicted model, not a curated record.